Messenger RNA from Daldinia vernicosa, 1116 nucleotides. RefSeq lists its product as uncharacterized. Bases 1 to 732 code for a protein of 243 amino acids. The transcript is spliced from 2 exons. Gene Ontology annotation, biological process: transmembrane transport. Gene Ontology annotation, molecular function: ATP hydrolysis activity; ATP binding; ATPase-coupled transmembrane transporter activity. Gene Ontology annotation, cellular component: membrane. NCBI's taxonomy places the organism in Eukaryota, Fungi, Ascomycota, Sordariomycetes, Xylariales, Hypoxylaceae. The record is from RefSeq and is a predicted model, not a curated record.
AUGCGGAUUGAGAGGCGACGACUGCGUCUGAAGGAUAUGACGAAUGUCGGUAGCAAUGGCAUAACUCUUUCCGGAGGCCAGAAGCAACGUGUGUCACUAGCCAGGUGCCUUUACCUGCAGUCUAACCUCCUAAUUAUGGAUGAUGUAUUCAGCGGCUUAGAUGCGGACACUGAAGAUGUGGUAUUUCAGCGUGUCGUCACCAGCGUCGACAACCGGACCAAUGGGUCCAAACACAAGGAACUCCUCGGGGUCAUUGAUAUAUAUCAUGGCCUCGUUCUCGAGUUUGCCGAGCUCCUGUGCCUAUUAAGUCCCGAUAAGGCCGAAGAACCUGAGGGUAAGGAGGCACGUAAGCUUUACGAAAAGGGGCUCAGUCCUACGGAAAUCCUCGGCCAUGUACGAAGAACUCCAAAACAGGGCCUCAUUCUGGAAGUUCAAGAACUCAGGCAAUAUGACCGGAGGUACGAAAAGCUAGAGGAUAUAAGGGCUGCUAUUACCAAGGUGAAUGAGUCUGGAUUGAGAGUACUCUUCUCUCUCCACAACGACUGCGACGAGGCUUGGUGUAGAGCUAUGGACGGGCCCGGCAUCAAGUUAACCCUAGAGGAACCCCGGUCAGGGGCCUUUCACCUACCGGGCCGCCAUAUGCCCAAGGAGGAAUUUCUGAAGGACUUAUAUAAGGAUGGAUUCAAGCCUGCCCCAGCAACCUUCCAACUCUUUCGAUGCUUUACGUCGUGAACAAAGACGGCUGUCAGCGAUUGCGUAUUCCAGAAGGCGCAGUUCAACACUUAUUAUCACUUCGGACCGAAAAAUUUCCGGUAACGACUGAAGAUCUAUUUAAUCACAAAUUUCCCACUGUUCUCUCUCUGCCCACAUAUUAGAUGUCACUCGCCCUUCCCAACCACUGAUAAAUUGGAAAUUAAGGCCUUGCGUCGAACAAUGCCUAUCCAGCAUGUCUUUAGACCGGUUGCCAGAAUCGUUCUCCAGUAACCCAACAAAAACUGAAUGCAGGCUCUAUUGUUCGAAAUGUUUCGCUCGUGGGAGAAGCAAAACAACUCUCAUAUGCAAAGACUGUCAAGCCAAUAUUGCGAAGGAGAAGAUCCCUAGUACCUGCCGUUUAAC